AAUCCGCCCGGCUGCUCUCCUGUCCACCACCGUUUUCCUUUUUUGCCCCCCUCCCCAAUCCCAAUCCCCAGCGCGGGCCGGAGCCUCGCGAACGCGAUCGAGAAGGGGAUCUGGGUCCCAUGGAUUCGUCGGCGACGGGAUUUAGGGGACGCAUAGAGUGGGCGGCGCCGGCGUUGAAGGAUUUGCUGCCGGAUCUGUCCCGCGACGAGCAGCUACGGCUGGAGAACGGCGGCCAGGCAGACGGGCGCAGGCACAAGCACAAGGGACGACAACGCAUCAUCAAGCAGGACGAACAACUGAUGUCCAUGGCGUUGCGCACAGAAGGAGAGCGUGACGCCUUGCUCAUCAGGAGAGUCCAACAUGCUCUCUGUCACUACAAUGCCAGGCACAAGGGUGGUGAGUUUGAUGCUGUGAAGCCCCUGAUGGAAGCCCGAGUUGGUUUCAGGGACCAGGUGUGGUUCCACCUCAACUUCUGGGCUCGAAGCCGCAGCACCAACAAAAUCAAGCGCUUCUUCGCCGAGGUGCACUACAAGCCAUCCUCUGACACCUCCAAAUACCCACGUGCAACGACUCCCAUCGUCGAAAUAUGCACCAUCAUGGAAGACCCUCUUUCCCAGUACAGGAGGGCGUGUGCGUUUUGUCCUGCCAGUGACAACAUUUUGCACCCAAAGGGGUGCCGCAAGUUUGUUUGCGGGAACGACAAGGACCGGUUCGAACAACGUCUCUUGCGGUGUGGGACUAUGUACAUCGAGCCACCAUUCAGUUGCCCCUCCAAGAUAGAAAGGCAGGGCCUGCCUUAUCGCUCCUCAUCGUCUUCACCAUCACAAUAAACCUCUCCUCCCCACAAUUGAUGCCCCUCUUCUUUCGACAAUGUACGUCAGUCCAGAAUUACCUUGAAUAAUCAUACCUGAUCUUACCAAAAAAAAAGUUGGGGUUGUAUAUAUAUCCAAUCUUCAGAAGUGUCAUAAAUUUUGUUUCCAUGUGCUUGAUUGAUUAUUAUAUAUGAAGGUGCACUUACAUAUUGUUGUCU
This is a messenger RNA of Sorghum bicolor (sorghum), 1030 nucleotides long. RefSeq lists its product as uncharacterized. The record is from RefSeq and is a predicted model, not a curated record. The transcript is spliced from 4 exons. NCBI's taxonomy places the organism in Eukaryota, Viridiplantae, Streptophyta, Magnoliopsida, Poales, Poaceae. Bases 120 to 830 code for a protein of 236 amino acids.